CGACAAACAGCCCAUCGUAACACCGCGGUUUCAGAAAACCGGGCCAAGGCCAAGAUUCCGCUGAAAAGUUCCUCACCGCAGAAGCUUUCCGUCCAUGGCGAGAUAAGUCGCAGGCCACAGCCUUAAGCACCGAGUAAAGCCAAACGUCUAAGGUUCGAAUCGCAAGAAUCGCAAAAGAGGACCACGCGGCAGAAGGCCUUUAAAGCACCAAAGAAUAAUUCUUCACAGCGUUGGCCGGAGAAAGUUCCAGGUACAAGCUUACAAGAAAACGAAAUAAAAAAUAAUAAUAAGGUUUAUGCUUAGAGAAAAAGGCAUGAGAAAAAUAAUGUAAUGCUUUUUGUUAUCAUUUAUAAGUGCGCAGUUGUAGCUUACAUGUGAAGCUAGAUCCUGUGAGGAGAAAUUAAUCUGUAGCCUUCCUUCUUAAUCUGUAAAGUUGAAAGAACAGUAAAGGAAAGCGAAUCUGUGCUUUUAAGAUCUUUUCUUUUCUCUUUUUGAGCCGCCGAAGUUUUAGGCGUACAGAUCAAAGCUAGGGUUUCUUCUUUUCUUUUCUUUUCUUUUUAUCUGUAUUUGUUAUUGUGCGGCGAAAUGCGUUUGGAAUUUUGUUCGAAGAAAAGUAGUAAUAAUCAUCAUCAGGGUAGGGUUUUGGUGCACCAGAGGGCGGGGGUUCAAAUGCCGGAUCACUUCGAUCGCCUGCCUAAUUCAGUGGUAUUACUGAUAUUUAACAAGUUGGGGGACAUAAAGGCGCUCGGCCGCUGCGCCGCCGUUUCGAAGAGAUUCAACGGACUGGUGCCUCAGGUGGAGGAGGUGGUGGUGAAGGUGGAUUGUGUGAUCUCGGGAGAGGAUAGCGCCGGAGGUUUGGGCGGCAGGAGUAGGAGUAUUUUUGGCCAUCUCUUUCGGUUUGUGGUGGGGAGUAUAGUGAAACCCUUGCAGGCCCUGCAGCAGAUCUUAGGGCCGAAAAGAGUCGUCCUUGCAGAGGUCUCGCAUCAUUCCCCGGGAGAGGUGCUGAAGAAUUUCAAGGAGAUCCAAAACCUCAGAAUUGAGCUCCCUGGCGGGGAACUUGGGAUCGAGAAUGGAGUGCUCCUGCGGUGGAAGGCUGAAUUUGGCAGCACGCUUGAGAGCUGUGUUAUUUUAGGUGCUACAUCUUAUUUUCGAGGGGGUGGAGAUAAGAUUACAGGGAAGGAGGAGGAUGCGCUUUGUCAGGAUAAUCAUAACCACAAUAGGGAGCUGAGUAAUUCUCAGGAUGACAGUGGGAGCAUUCCAGAAUCGUUCUAUACAAACGGCGGAUUGAAAUUGAGAGUGGUUUGGACUAUAAGCUCUCUGAUCGCGGCAUCUGCCAGGCACUACCUGUUGCAACAGAUCAUUUCGGAUCAUCCUACGCUUCAGAGUCUGGUGCUUACUGAUGCGGAUGGGCAGGGAAUGUUGUGCAUGGGGAAAGAGCAGCUUAGGGAGUUUAGGGACAAGCCUCUGGCAGCUUCGGCUACUGCUAACCGGACGCAGGUCCCAGCCCUGAACAUGAAGCUCUGGUAUGCUCCAUAUCUAGAUCUUCCGGCCGGUGCUGGGAUGGAAGGGGCAACACUUGUUGCUAUUAGACCCAGUGAUCGGCCGAUAAGGAAAGAGACCGAAGCCUUUGUAGCAGCAGCAUUUGAUGAACCAUUUGGAGAGGCUGCAAAGGCCAUGGUGAAGAGAAGGACUUAUCUGUUAGAAAUGAAUUCAUUCUAGUUAACAAGGGUGUCGUUUGGUGGUGAUGCUCUGAAGACCCUUUUAAAACUUUGCCUGCAUUGGCAUACUAUGACAGAUUCAUGAUUAUGGUGAUGGCUGUGAGCCGACAGAUUCACGAUUCUAGUGAUGGCAGUGAGUCACAAAUCUUGGGAUCUGGUUAAAUGUAUAUUGUUUCCUUGGAAACCUUGUAAUAUUAUUGUUCACAAUGUUUUUGAUCUGAUUAUUUGCUUUCAUAUGUAUUUUGAACUGUUCUAGAAUUAUUAAUCCUAAUGCCUUCAGCGGGUUUUCGCCUUACUAAA
Molecule: messenger RNA, 2018 nt
Organism: Cryptomeria japonica (Japanese cedar)
Lineage: Eukaryota; Viridiplantae; Streptophyta; Pinopsida; Cupressales; Cupressaceae
Product: F-box protein At5g46170
Exons: 2
Coding region: 586-1719 (377 amino acids)
Molecular function (GO): protein binding
Source: RefSeq, a predicted model, not a curated record